Molecule: messenger RNA, 818 nt
Organism: Cuscuta epithymum
Lineage: Eukaryota; Viridiplantae; Streptophyta; Magnoliopsida; Solanales; Convolvulaceae
Source: the annotation of a GenBank genome assembly
CUUGUUUUUAGAUGGGGUAUAAAUAAGUCUAAGCUUUGCAGCUAAGCACCAAGCAACACACAACAUAGCAACGACAUUGAGAGCGAGAGUUGUAGUGGAUAUGUUUGCUCCAAAGAAUUUCAGGGUUGGGAGACACUGGAAGUCGAUUUCCAUGAUGGAGGGAGAUGGUGUCAUUAGAUGCCGUCAAGAGGCAGCUAUUAUUGAUUGGAGAAGUCGGACUCAACCACGAACAGGGGCGGACCCAGGAAGUUUAUCUUGGGAGGGCGGUAACUUAAAAAAUAUAUUUUUUGGGAGGGCGAAAAUUAUUUUUUGGUAUAUAUAUACACUAAAAAAAAAUUUGUUGGAGGGGCCACUGCCCCCUGGGUCUCUACUACGGUCCGCCCCUGACCACGAAGCAAGAUGCCGUCAAUUAGAUGCAAAUUGGGAUUAACCUAUGACUCUCAAUGUGAAUGAACACAAAGAGCAUCAGAUCCAUCGAUGAAUCUCUGAAGCAGAUCAAGUAGAGGGCGAUUCUAAUAUGGAAGAUAAGAGGUGAGAGCAUCAGUUUAACCGGUGUAUCUUUGGCUGAACGAAAGAGGCAGCUAUUGUUGAUUGGAUAAUGAGCUUAUAUACUUGGGGUUAGGUAGAUGCCAAUUUUUUAGAUCCAAUAUACUUGGUUAAUGGCUUAAGUACUUCGCAUUUGUCGUAUUUUAAUGAGCAAGCCCGGAAGUUUUUAGGCGUGUAAUAUAAAGGUUGAGUUAGAUCCAAGUUUGGAUUGUGGUUGUUAUGUAAUUGGACCGAAUUGGAUCCUAAAUUGAAUGAAUUUUAUUCAUUUUAAC